ACAUUAUAAUAAUAAUUUUAAAAUGAAAAUGUGAAAAGCAAAGAAGAGUUUUUAACCAGAGUUGCCGACACGGAGAAACAAAAUAGUAGCAAGAUCCAAAAUCCAAAUCAUAUUAACGUGACCCACCCACGACCCGCCUAACGAUCAACUCCCUCUUCCCUUUUAUUCCGUCGCAUUACUCACUCCCACACCAAUUAACAGAUCCAAGAUCCCAUUCAAAGGUUUCUGCUUUAUCAUCCCAAUUUCAGGGUGUAGAGUGUUUUAGCUUUGAUAAUUUAGUCGAAUAAUCAUGUCGAGAAGGCCGGGUCCUACACGUCGAUUCGUGGGUAGCGGAGGGGGGCUUUUUCAUUCGAAAUCGCAAGCUUCUCCUCUGUUAUCCAUUGUGCUUGGCUUACUAGGAACAGUUGUUGUGAUUGGCUAUGUUCUUAAGGGCUCAGGUGGUUCUGGGGACUAUAAAGCGUUUAGCAAGAUCCAAGACGACUUUAGCUGCACGUAUGAUGUUCAUACAGCAAUACCAAUACUAAAGAAAACAUAUGGUGAUAGCAUGCGCAAAGUAUUACACGUGGGGCCCGAUACGUGCUCGAUAGUAUCUGAACUGAGUAAAGAGAAGGAUACUGAAGCAUGGGGCGUGGAACCGUAUGAUAUUGAAGAAACUGAUGUAGCUUGCAAAAGUCUUGUGAGAAAGGGUCUUGUUCGUGUUGCUGAUAUUAAGUUCCCGUUACCAUACAAGGCUAAAUCGUUUUCUCUAAUUAUAGUUUCUGAUUCGGUUGAUUAUUUAUCUCCUAAGUACCUCAAUAAAACCCUUCCAGAUUUGGCAAGAGUUUCCGCUCAAAAUCUUGUUAUAUUCACAGGUAAACCUAGUAAUUCAAAAGCUAAACUCCCACAAGCAUCAAGAUUUGGACGCCCGGCUAAAAUGAGGAGCGCGUCUUGGUGGGCCCGGUUUUUCGUGCAGACAAGUCUUGAAGAGAACGAAAAAGCAGCCAAGAAGUUUGAGCAGGCUGCUGCGAAGAGCUCAUACGAGCCAAAAUGCCAAGUUUUCCACUUGAAUUCGUACCAUUAAUAGGUGAGAUACUAACUAUUCAUAAUCAUUUUAGCAAAAAAGAAGUCGGCUCAUAUGUUGAUAUAGUUGUAUUGUUCUUGGUUCAAUUUGGUGGAAAAUGUUGCUUUCAUCACCACCCUUAUUCUGUUAUUUAUACCAAUUCAUUAAAGUUUUAUGAACCCAACUCAAUAGUUGUAUAAUUAUUCGUUGAAAGACAAAUAACAAGGUUAUAAAGCUUUGUUUGAACGGA
This is a messenger RNA of Helianthus annuus (common sunflower), 1289 nucleotides long. Its product is annotated as probable pectin methylesterase CGR2. The transcript is spliced from 6 exons. Gene Ontology annotation, molecular function: methyltransferase activity. Gene Ontology annotation, biological process: pectin metabolic process. The coding region runs from base 290 to 1060 and encodes 256 amino acids. The record is from RefSeq and is a predicted model, not a curated record. Lineage: Eukaryota; Viridiplantae; Streptophyta; Magnoliopsida; Asterales; Asteraceae.